Messenger RNA from Notodromas monacha, 339 nucleotides. NCBI's taxonomy places the organism in Eukaryota, Metazoa, Arthropoda, Ostracoda, Podocopida, Cyprididae. The record is from the annotation of a GenBank genome assembly.
AUGUUGAGAUAUUGUAAGCCUGCUUUCUUGUACCUGGAUCUGUGGAAUUCCGUCAACGCACAUCUUCGGGAACGAGCGGAGCUGUUGCUCGUGCGCUACUCGCAAAGAUGGGUGAAGCACUUCGUUCGCAAGUACUUGCAGCUAAGUCCGGACCACGGAGACCGAGCCCGGGAUGUGAUGGCGAUCCCUCCACGUCACCUCGUAUCAGCCAUGUGUCCUUGUCAGUUCAUCGAAGACCACCUGCACUACAAACCCACAGGCAAGUGGUAUUCCUGCACCGGCGACAAUUCCUGUUGGAAACGCACCUUUCUUGACAUGCCCUCGUUUGGGUUUGAUUGA